AUGCAGAAAACAAACCAAUCAGUAUCCACGUUCAUCCCCAAAGUUCAAAUUCACCCUUCAGCACUUGUCAAUAUAGCUUAUUAUAUGGUUCAAUACAGCAAUGUCCUUCAACCCAAGCUUGGAAUUUUGAUGGGGCAUACAAUAUCUGAUGUCUUUAAGAUAGAUAUCUCAUUUGAAGCAAUUUAUUCAAAUAGCCCUGAAGGAAAAGAAAUCGACGAUAAGAAGACACAGGAAAAAAUAGACACUAUUUCAAGAGCGAUUCCCGAUUGCAAAUUUUUGGAUUAUAUCUAG
Messenger RNA from Blepharisma stoltei, 291 nucleotides. The record is from the annotation of a GenBank genome assembly. NCBI's taxonomy places the organism in Eukaryota, Ciliophora, Heterotrichea, Heterotrichida, Blepharismidae.